UACACAAGGACGCCGACUUAAUGUUCCUAUACGCCCAAUAAUGAUCUAAAUCAACUUAUGAAUAGAUUACAAGCUCUCGUAUAAAUAGCAAGACGAGUAAGAAAUGGGCAUCAGUCAGCCGUGACGGUUUGAAGUGAUCUUCCUAAGAAUUCUAACACAGACCACGUUCACAAUGAGAUCGCUGGUGGUGUUAUGCGCGGCGUUCGCCGUUUGUGCUGCUGCUCCCUCGGACGACGGUGUCGCGAAGAAGAGGUCCGUCGGAUACCUAGAGUACGGAGCAUCCGCUCUAUACGAACCCGUACUUGAAGCUCGUGCUGUAUACGGUGCACCAUCAGUUUAUGCUGCGCCUUCAGUUUACGCCUCACCCUCGGUUUACGCAACACCUACGGUCUACGCAGCACCUACAGCUUACGCCGCCAACACUCUGUACGCCGCCAAUACGGUAUACGCCGCUCCCGCUGCCGUAUCUCACCAAUCCCGCGUGGACGUGAAAUCAUCCCCAGCCGUGGUUGCCAGCGCACCUGCCGUUGUUGCUGCAAGGACCGUCGUUGAGCCCGUGAGCACAGUAGUGAGCUCGCCCGCCGUGGUCACCUCUCAAGUGGUGCCCGCCGCUGUGUCCCACCAGUCGCGUGUGGAUGUACAAACUUCCCCGGCUGUGGUCGCCUCCGCACCGGCUGUCGUUGCCGCGCGUACUUAUGUUGAACCAUUGAGUACUGUCGUCAACGCUCCCUCCGUGUACUACGCUUCCUCUCCCACCGUUACUUACGCUGGAGGCUCAGCCGUGUCCCAACAGUCCCGUGUGGAUGUCAAGAGCUCCCCUGGUGUUAUCACAGAACAAGUGGUACAGCCUACAUACUACGCUUCUGCACCUGUAGUCGCAUCCGGACCAGCCUUUGUUGAAUCCCGUUCACUUUACUCUCCUUCCUUCGUCAGACAAACACAGACCACGUUCACAAUGAAAUCGCUGGUGGUGUUCUUCGCUCUCGCCGCCGUGGCUUGCGGCUCCAUCGUCCCUCUGGCGCAGCCCGCGCACCACCCCGCCAUCGUGCUGGACCCUCACGGACGCCCCCUGGACACUGCUGAGGUCAUCAACGCCCGUGCCAUCCACCUCCAAGCCAAGGCCCUGGAACCCGCUCACCUCGGACACGCAGCUGUCGCCGUCGCUCCCAUCGCGCACUCCGCCGUGGUAGCCGCCCCCGCCGUGGUAGCCGCCCCCGCCGUGUACGCCGCCCCCGCCGCCGCCGUCUCGCACCAGUCCCGCGUGGACGUGCGCACCAGCCCCGCCGUCGUAUCUCACGCCGCUGCCGUCGUGCCCUCAGUCUCCGUCUGGGGAGCUCACGCCGCCGCUCCCUUGUUGGGCCACUCCGGUCUCGGACUCGCUGGAGCCGGACACUACCUCCACAAGCGUUCCCUGGGCUACGCUUGGUCUGCUCCCCUCAUCGCUCCCUCCGCGGUCUCCCACCAAUCUCGCGUAGAUGUAGUGUCCAGCCCUGCUGUGGUUUCGCACGCUGUGGCCGCUCCCGUGGUCGCACACGCCACUCCCGUGGUCGCACACGCCGCUCCUCUGGUCGCUCACGUCGCUCCUGCCGCGGUGUCUCACCAGUCCCGCGUGGAUGUGCGCACCAGCCCCGCCGUCGUAUCCCACGCCGCUGCCGUCGUGCCCUCAGUCUCCGUCUGGGGAGCUCACGCCGCCGCUCCCUUGUUGGGCCACUCCGGCCUCGGACUCGCUGGUGCCGGACACUACCUGCACAAGCGUUCCCUGGGCUACGCUUGGUCUGCUCCCCUCAUCGCCCCCUCCGCGGUCUCUCAUCAAUCCCGCGUUGAUGUAGUGUCCAGCCCCGCUGUGGUGUCGCACGCCGUGGCCGCGCCCGUGCUCGCGCACGCCGCUCCGCUGGUCGCGCACGUCGCACCUGCCGCGGUGUCGCAUCAGUCCCGCGUCGACGUGCGCAGCAGCCCCGCCAUCUCCGUCGUCGCCGCCGCCCCCGUGGCGUACAGCUACCUCGCCGCCGCUCCCCUCGUCCAUGCUGCUCCCUCAGGGCAUGGCUAUGGUCUCCAUGGUUGGUAAAGAGCUGAUCUGACGAAUAGACAAUUAAAAAAUAGCACAAUAAAUAAAUUAUCAAAAUUAA
Molecule: messenger RNA, 2126 nt
Organism: Maniola jurtina (meadow brown)
Lineage: Eukaryota; Metazoa; Arthropoda; Insecta; Lepidoptera; Nymphalidae
Product: endochitinase A-like
Exons: 2
Coding region: 173-2065 (630 amino acids)
Source: RefSeq, a predicted model, not a curated record